Messenger RNA from Solanum lycopersicum (tomato), 723 nucleotides. RefSeq names its product protein RALF-like 34. Gene Ontology annotation, cellular component: plasmodesma. NCBI's taxonomy places the organism in Eukaryota, Viridiplantae, Streptophyta, Magnoliopsida, Solanales, Solanaceae. The record is from RefSeq and is a predicted model, not a curated record. Gene Ontology annotation, biological process: calcium-mediated signaling.
UAUUACCAAGACAAUGCAGCCUUAAUUGAUGGACCCCUACAAACACUAGCAAUCUGUAUUCCAAUUACACAAACACACAUAUUUCCAAUUUUUUUUUGCAUACAAACCUCAGUCAUGGAGUCUCCAAUACUUCUCUUCCUUAUCAUCUUCUUAUUCACGAUUGGCAAAAAUGCAGUUGUUGUUGAAGCAGAAGUUGAUAGAUUUGGUUUAGAACAAGUGGUGAGUGAAGAUUUUGAGUUGCCAAUGGGAAUGUCGGGUGAUGAUGAGAUCCAGUUGGAUGGAAAUGGAAGAUCUCUAUUGUGGAACAAAUUCAAGUACUACAUUUCGUACGGAGCAUUAUCAGCUAACAGAAUCCCCUGCCCACCACGGUCUGGCAGAUCGUAUUACACGCACCAUUGUUAUCAUGCUACAGGUCCAGCUCAUCCUUACACUAGAGGUUGCUCUGCUAUCACUCGUUGCCGUAGAUGAACAAUUAAUAUGAUUUUCUAUUUAUUAUUUUAUCAUCUAUGCAUUAUAGUACCUUAUUUGUCAUUUCUGUGAUAUGGCUUGCGAAUUGGGAGCUAGCUAGCUUUGUUCUGGUAGAUCUACUACGUAUGGACUGAUAUUUGGUGGAAUUCUUAUGUCUUUGUUUAGGUAAAAUUAGUUUCAAUUGUGUAUGUGUUUUCCUAUACACUCACUCUAAUUUUCUCUUUCUAUUCAUAUAUGUUUGAUUUUAUUUAGCAA